AUGACGCCAAACAAUGUAAAGAAAGAGACAGCGUGGGGUGGCGUUGUCUAUGCAUAUAAUGACAGAUUCGUACGAGUAUGGGUACCCGGAUUUGACACAGGGAGAAUGUUUAGUGUAGCGGAUGGUUGGGGAAGAGGUUCGCAGGAGACGUGGUCAGAAGGUAUGGUGAAAGUAAGAGUAUGGGGAAAUAUGCCCGGCGAUUCUGUUUAUAAAUCUACGGCAACGAUUGGUCAGAUCACAACAGGAAAUUUAACGUCACAAUUGCAUAGCGUUUCCAGAAGUCUAGACAUGGAUACUGGACUUAUCUCUGUAACGUUGAAGGCUCUUAAUGGGAACAACAAUGGGUAUUCCUUUCCUACCUUGGGUGCCGUACAGAACACAGAUCCUAGAGACAAGUUUGGUGGAGUUGUGUACUCAUACUCUCCAAACGCUAUCCGAAUUUGGCAUCCCAUUGUUCCCGGUGGCGGAAAUACGGCACUGUACACUAAAGGAUCCAUCAUAUACUUAUCUCCGUACUGGGGAGGUGGCAGUUUCUCUCAAGAUUCCAAAAAUGGAUUGGUUGAAGUUCGAUUUUGGAACUCCUAUACAGGACAAUGUCCGCCUCCAACCACUCCAGCUAAAGCCAGCACGUCCCCCUUUACUGGUACUACAUCCAACAUGUCUCGUCCUCACUCAACACCUCUCACAACUCGCACGACGAGUCGUUUGACAACGUCUUUCUUACCCAUAACAUCGGUACCCGUGUUAACAUCUACCACCGCAAGGUCAGCAACAGUCACAUCGACUUCAACAAAGUCUACUGCGUCAACAAGCAGGACUAGUUUUCACGCACAAAGUUCUAGACAUGUCAGCACCGCAAUUCCCUCAACCAGAACGAGCUCAGGUGGACAUUCGGGAGCGAAUUCUAAAACUGUUUCGAGAAGUGUAGGGACUACGACUGGAUUCAGAGGAUCUAAGGCAACCACUAGCAGCACAAUACUCACAGGAACCGGCGGUACAAAUUCACAAGCUACAAGAAGUACUUUGAGGGAUGGCCAGGAUGGACAAGAUGACGGAGGCCUGUCGCCAGUAGCUACCGGUCUCAUCGCAACUGCCAGUAUCCUAUCUGCCGCUUGUUGUUUGAGCGGGCUGAUAUUCGGUUUACUAAAGAAGAUGAAAAGGAAGCAGAAGGUCGACCCGGAAAUCGAGAACAAUGAUGCAUUUGGAAGUCAAAAAGCCAUUGAAGACAAAGGGAAUCCUGCAACAAAUAACGGAACUUCUCCAACAGAUGACGGAACACACCCAUCAAGUACAACAGAUAACGGAAAUCCUUCGCCGGAGAACGGAAGUCCUCCAACAGGGAACGGAAGUCCUCCAGUUGAUACCGGAAGUCCACAAAUUGCUACAGAUCGCCCACAGACAGCGCGUCCAGAAUAG
Ylistrum balloti is the source of this 1416-nucleotide messenger RNA. RefSeq names its product mucin-5AC-like. NCBI's taxonomy places the organism in Eukaryota, Metazoa, Mollusca, Bivalvia, Pectinida, Pectinidae. The coding region runs from base 1 to 1416 and encodes 471 amino acids. The record is from RefSeq and is a predicted model, not a curated record. The transcript has 7 exons.